This is a messenger RNA of Sciurus carolinensis (gray squirrel), 8655 nucleotides long. RefSeq names its product neurexin 1 (gene Nrxn1). The record is from RefSeq and is a predicted model, not a curated record. The transcript is spliced from 24 exons. NCBI's taxonomy places the organism in Eukaryota, Metazoa, Chordata, Mammalia, Rodentia, Sciuridae. The coding region runs from base 1177 to 5760 and encodes 1527 amino acids.
GGCGUCACGUAACCCAGCCUUCUCGGGCUCCACCACCGCCUCUUCCUUCCCAGCUUUUUCCCUCUCCUCCUCCUCCUCCUCCUCCUCCUUCUGCUCCCCUCCGUUGCAUGUUCUCCCCUCCCGCACUCCUGGAGAUAGACGCUCAAGCCUGACGCCUCUGAAAAGGCAGCAGCAGUCGCCUUAUUCGUAGACCUCAGGAAAUUCUCUUUGACCGAUGCAUGCUUCAGGCUGUGGCUCGAGCUAAGGGGAAUAACCGGGCAGAUUUCUGGGUCCUUAUAAAAGGACAAAAUAAAACCAAAAUGCAUCGCCAUCACACAACCAAUUGAUAUGCUGGCAUCUUAGCUUGGCCUUGCAGAGGCGGAGGAAAAAGAAGAGGAGCUGUUGUGAUUUCCACAUCUAACAGCUUCUGGCUAUUUCACAACUUGUGGGUUUGAGGCCUGUUCUUGGGGAGGUUUAAAAGAGAAGUGAAAUCCAGCCUGGCAGGCAAUGCACAAGGAAUUUGGCUUAGGCUGCAGUGGUGCUGGAAGUCCUUGAUAUGACAGAAGAAGCAGGUCUUUGAAGCUACUUUGGGGUUAAUAAGUGGUGCCCUCAAGAGGCAAAGAAUCCCCCUCUCCGUUUUGGUUUGGGACACUGCAUCUGGAAGGGAAACACUGAGGCAGUCACAAGCAUCCAAGGAUACUGGGUCAUUGCCUGCUUCUUGUAAUUCUUGAGAAAGGUGGGUGCUUUUUACUGACUGUAACUGCUUCCCUUUUGUCUGGUACCACGCUGGGGGUACCUGGCAUUUGGAGGAGUGAAGUAAAGUAUUUGUUGACACCAUAGCUGCCCUUAAACUAGAUCACUGGAUGCAAAUGGAUCAGUGAUUUCUCUUGAUCUUCUGUUGACGCUUUUUUCAGAACGUUGCCUCCAAAGUGUAUCCUCCCUUUGGUCUGGAAGUUCUGUGGUUGCCCUGUACCACUGGGGUCUACGUUUUCCUAUUGGAAGGGGACUAUAAGGAGAGAGGUAAGGGUUGUUGGAAGAGGAGAAGAAGAAAAAAAGAGCUAGUGGAGGGCACAACGCUCCCACUCCGGCCUAUCACCUUGUCCUUUCUCUUGGGACCCUUAUUUCUUCAUCACGGUGUCCAGGACCAUUUUGACCCUGUCGGCCCCGGCACCCCCCCGCCGCACCCCAGCCCCGAGCAUGGGGACGGCGCUUCUCCAGCGCGGGGGUUGCUUUCUGCUAUGCCUCUCGCUGCUGCUCCUGGGCUGCUGGGCAGAGCUGGGCAGCGGGCUGGAGUUCCCCGGCGCUGAGGGCCAGUGGACGCGCUUUCCCAAGUGGAAUGCCUGCUGCGAGAGCGAGAUGAGCUUCCAGCUCAAGACGCGCAGUGCCCGCGGCCUGGUACUCUACUUCGACGACGAGGGCUUCUGCGACUUUCUGGAGCUGAUCCUGACGCGCGGUGGCCGUCUGCAGCUCAGCUUCUCCAUCUUCUGCGCCGAGCCCGCCACGCUCCUGGCCGACACGCCGGUCAACGACGGCGCCUGGCACAACGUGCGCAUCCGUCGCCAAUUCCGCAACACCACGCUCUUCAUCGACCAGGUGGAGGCCAAGUGGGUGGAAGUGAAGUCCAAGCGCAGGGACAUGACGGUGUUCAGCGGCCUCUUCGUGGGUGGACUGCCCCCGGAACUGCGCGCCGCGGCGCUCAAGCUCACACUGGCCUCAGUGAGGGAGCGCGAGCCCUUCAAAGGGUGGAUUCGAGACGUGAGGGUCAAUUCCUCCCAGGCCCUGCCAGUGGACAGCGGGGAGGUGAAGCUGGACGAUGAGCCGCCCAACAGCGGCGGCGGGAGCCCGUGCGAGGCGGGCGAGGAGGGCGAGGGCGGGGUGUGCCUCAAUGGAGGUGUGUGCUCGGUGGUGGACGACCAGGCAGUGUGCGACUGCUCGCGGACCGGCUUCCGCGGCAAGGACUGCAGCCAAGAAGACAACAAUGUGGAAGGUCUGGCGCACCUGAUGAUGGGCGACCAAGGUAAAAGUAAAGCAUCCAUGGUUCCCAGCCAUUUACCACACCUUUCUUCAGGAAAAGAAGAAUAUAUUGCCACUUUCAAGGGAUCUGAAUACUUCUGCUACGACUUGUCUCAAAACCCCAUUCAAAGCAGCAGUGAUGAAAUAACUCUGUCCUUUAAAACUCUUCAGAGGAAUGGACUGAUGCUUCACACCGGGAAAUCAGCCGAUUAUGUCAAUCUUGCCCUGAAAAAUGGAGCUGUCUCUCUGGUCAUUAAUUUGGGAUCAGGGGCCUUUGAAGCACUAGUGGAGCCCGUGAAUGGAAAGUUUAAUGAUAAUGCCUGGCAUGAUGUGAAAGUCACCAGGAAUCUGCGUCAGCACUCAGGCAUUGGACACGCUAUGGUAAACAAACUACAUUGUUCGGUGACAAUAUCUGUGGAUGGGAUUCUUACCACAACGGGCUACACGCAAGAAGAUUAUACCAUGCUGGGGUCUGAUGACUUUUUCUAUGUUGGAGGCAGUCCCAGCACAGCCGACCUCCCAGGGUCACCAGUCAGUAACAACUUUAUGGGCUGUCUCAAAGAGGUUGUGUAUAAAAAUAAUGAUGUAAGGCUGGAAUUAUCUCGACUUGCCAAGCAAGGAGAUCCUAAGAUGAAGAUCCAUGGAGUCGUGGCAUUUAAAUGUGAAAAUGUUGCAACUUUGGACCCAAUCACUUUUGAAACUCCAGAAUCUUUCAUCUCUUUGCCUAAAUGGAAUGCAAAGAAAACAGGCUCCAUAUCCUUUGAUUUCCGUACAACAGAGCCAAAUGGCCUCAUUUUAUUCAGCCAUGGCAAGCCAAGACAUCAAAAAGAUGCCAAGCACCCACAGAUGAUAAAGGUUGACUUCUUUGCAAUUGAGAUGCUGGAUGGCCACCUCUACCUCCUCUUGGACAUGGGGUCAGGUACCAUAAAAAUAAAAGCCCUGCAGAAGAAAGUGAAUGAUGGAGAAUGGUAUCAUGUAGACUUCCAAAGAGAUGGACGGUCAGGUACCAUUUCUGUCAACACACUGCGCACGCCCUACACUGCUCCUGGUGAGAGUGAGAUCCUGGACUUGGAUGAUGAGUUGUACCUGGGGGGCUUGCCAGAAAAUAAGGCUGGCCUUGUCUUCCCCACCGAGGUGUGGACUGCUCUGCUCAACUACGGCUACGUGGGCUGCAUCAGGGAUUUGUUCAUUGAUGGCCAGAGCAAAGAUAUCCGACAAAUGGCUGAAGUUCAAAGUACCGCUGGAGUGAAGCCCUCCUGCUCCAGGGAAACAGCAAAACCGUGCCUUAGCAAUCCUUGCAAAAAUAAUGGCAUGUGCAGGGAUGGGUGGAACAGAUAUGUCUGUGAUUGUUCCGGAACAGGCUAUCUUGGCAGGUCCUGUGAGAGAGAGGCCACGGUUUUGAGCUAUGAUGGGAGUAUGUUUAUGAAAAUCCAGCUCCCCGUGGUGAUGCACACAGAGGCAGAGGACGUGUCCCUACGGUUCCGAUCCCAGCGUGCGUAUGGCAUUCUGAUGGCAACCACAUCCAGAGACUCUGCAGACACUCUCCGCCUGGAGCUGGAUGCGGGGCGUGUGAAACUGACGGUCAAUCUAGAUUGUAUCAGGAUUAACUGUAAUUCCAGCAAAGGUCCCGAGACCCUUUUUGCUGGCUAUAACCUCAAUGAUAAUGAGUGGCACACAGUACGUGUGGUUCGUCGAGGAAAAAGUUUGAAGUUAACGGUGGAUGAUCAACAGGCCAUGACAGGUCAAAUGGCAGGUGACCAUACACGGCUGGAGUUCCAUAACAUUGAGACUGGCAUCAUCACAGAACGUCGGUAUCUUUCUUCUGUCCCCUCCAACUUCAUUGGACACCUGCAGAGCCUGACAUUUAAUGGAAUGGCAUACAUUGACUUGUGUAAAAAUGGUGACAUUGAUUACUGUGAGCUCAAUGCCAGGUUUGGCUUCAGGAACAUCAUAGCAGACCCUGUCACCUUCAAGACCAAAUCGAGCUACGUUGCCUUAGCUACCCUGCAGGCCUACACUUCUAUGCAUCUUUUCUUCCAGUUCAAGACUACAUCCCUCGAUGGGCUAAUUCUAUACAACAGUGGGGAUGGAAACGACUUUAUUGUGGUUGAAUUAGUUAAAGGGUACUUACAUUACGUGUUUGAUUUGGGAAAUGGUGCUAACCUCAUCAAAGGGAGUUCAAAUAAACCACUCAAUGACAAUCAGUGGCACAAUGUGAUGAUAUCAAGGGACACCAGCAAUCUCCACACCGUAAAGAUUGACACAAAAAUCACAACACAGAUCACCGCAGGAGCCAGGAAUUUAGACCUCAAGAGUGACUUGUAUAUAGGAGGAGUGGCUAAAGAAACAUACAAAUCCUUGCCAAAACUCGUCCAUGCCAAGGAAGGCUUUCAAGGCUGCCUGGCAUCGGUUGAUUUAAACGGACGGCUUCCGGACCUCAUCUCAGAUGCUCUUUUCUGCAAUGGACAGAUUGAGAGAGGAUGUGAAGGGCCCAGCACAACCUGCCAAGAGGACUCCUGUUCCAAUCAAGGUGUCUGCUUGCAGCAGUGGGAUGGCUUCAGCUGUGACUGCAGCAUGACUUCCUUCAGCGGGCCACUCUGCAACGACCCUGGGACAACGUAUAUCUUUAGCAAAGGUGGAGGACAAAUCACGUAUAAGUGGCCUCCUAAUGACCGGCCAAGUACACGGGCAGACAGACUGGCCAUAGGAUUUAGCACUGUUCAGAAAGAAGCAGUCCUGGUGCGAGUGGACAGUUCUUCAGGCCUGGGGGACUACCUAGAACUGCAUAUACACCAAGGAAAAAUUGGAGUUAAGUUUAAUGUCGGGACAGAUGACAUCGCUAUUGAAGAGUCCAAUGCAAUCAUUAAUGAUGGGAAGUACCAUGUGGUCCGUUUCACGAGGAGUGGUGGCAAUGCCACGUUACAGGUGGACAGCUGGCCAGUGAUCGAGCGCUACCCUGCAGGAAACAAUGAUAACGAGCGCCUGGCGAUUGCUAGACAGCGAAUUCCAUAUCGACUUGGUCGAGUAGUUGAUGAAUGGCUACUCGACAAAGGGCGUCAGCUCACAAUCUUCAAUAGCCAAGCAACCAUAAUAAUUGGCGGGAAAGAGCAGGGCCAGCCCUUCCAGGGUCAGCUCUCUGGGCUUUACUACAAUGGCUUGAAAGUUCUGAAUAUGGCAGCCGAAAACGAUGCCAACAUCGCCAUAGUGGGAAAUGUGAGACUGGUUGGUGAAGUGCCUUCCUCUAUGACCACUGAGUCGACAGCCACUGCCAUGCAGUCAGAGAUGUCCACAUCAAUUAUGGAGACCACCACGACCCUGGCGACUAGCACAGCUAGAAGAGGAAAGCCGCCUACGAAAGAACCCAUUAGCCAGACCACAGAUGACAUCCUUGUGGCCUCAGCAGAGUGUCCCAGUGAUGAUGAGGACAUUGACCCCUGUGAGCCGAGCUCAGGUGGGUUAGCCAACCCCACCCGAGUAGGCGGGAGAGAGCCAUACCCAGGCUCAGCAGAAGUGAUUCGGGAGUCCAGCAGCACCACGGGCAUGGUCGUCGGGAUAGUAGCCGCAGCCGCCCUAUGCAUCCUCAUUCUCCUCUAUGCCAUGUACAAGUACAGGAACCGGGAUGAAGGCUCAUACCAUGUAGAUGAGAGUCGAAACUACAUCAGUAACUCAGCACAGUCUAACGGGGCUGUCGUAAAGGAGAAACAACCCAGCAGUGCGAAAAGCGCCAACAAAAAUAAGAAAAACAAGGAUAAAGAGUAUUACGUCUGAUCCCAAGAUCUGAAAAGGACACUUGUAUAGAAAUAGUCUUCAUUUUAUCUGAGACAUAAUAUAAACUUAUUUACUUUCCUUUUUAUGAAGCACAUACAAAAGAAGACAGGGAAUGCAAUCAGGAAGGAAAGACUGUUUUUAAAAAAAAAAAAAAAAAACAAGUAUCUCAUGCUCUUGUUUCUCAAAAAACAAAACAAAAAAAAGAAAAGAAAAAAAAAAAAAAACAGGGGCCAAUAAAUUCCCUAACAUCCGCAGUGUUUUCAUUUACUCUGCCUGUCUUUAUGUUGCUGGAACAUUUCUAAAAGACAGUGAUGACCGCACGCAUUCAUAAAGCAAAGGAGUAUUACAAAAUCAAGGCACAACACAAAAACAACACAAAACAUAACACACAAAAAAAGAAGCUACCUAUGAUCCUGGAUUUAGCCAAAGUGCUAGCGCUUUCCUGAGAAGUCAGUUAGUCCCAUUGCCAGAGAAGACUGUCAUUUUGAAUGACUCAACCUGCAAUCCUUUAAGAGUUUGCCGCCUGGUGCAACUGGAGCAGUGGUUGGAACUUGCAUUUGAAACAAAGUGCUGGCUUUUUUGAAGACUUGUGUAGGAACACAUUCAAAAAGCCCCUUUCUGGUUGUAAGAGAAAAAAAAAAAAAUACGGAGGCCUUAUUUUCAAAAAUGUGAAAUAUAAGGCACAUUUUCACACUCAAAUUUCAAAAUAAAAACAAGAGGGCAUAGAUGCAAUCAUUGGGAAAUUUUCAUGCACGCUUACUAUGUUAUUACAUAUGUUUAUAUAAAAUCCAUCUCUGUGUGCUUUCUGGACUGUGAUAAGUGACGUUUUAUAGCCUGUUGUAUAGAAAAUGCAAAAUAUAUCUGCUCUUCAGCCAUUUUUGGUAACUCAAUGUUAUAAGUGUUGCUAAGUAUAGGGAGUUUUAUGACAUCGGAGCAACAAUGAUUUCAGUCAGAUUUUUUUUGCCACCAUUAUAAAUUGCCACACUUUUUUUUUUAAUUACAGUGUAGUGUUUAUUCUAAGAAAGAUAUGUAUGAAUGUAUAUAAAAAGACUCAGCUACUUUUUUUCUUAUAUGUACAGCCUUCAUUCUGUUGCAAUUAAGUUUUAGUAUUUGUAUGAAAGGUGUGAAUUAGAAGGUAAAAUAUAUACAUAUGUAUCUUAUAAACUUUUCUCCCCAAAAUACUCACGUUUCCACAUACAUUCACGUUCUCAAUUACACACACACACCCACACACACACACACACACACACACACACAUAUCCACAGGAAGUCCAUCGGAUAUGAUGGAAGACCCAAACAUGCAUAUAGUCACAAAUAUUUACUGACAAGUUGAAAAGCAGGAAGGAAGAUAGCUGUGCCAAGAUAUUAAGACAAGUGGGGUGAUUUGCUUCCUUGAGAUCUUGCUCCCAGGAAACCCCAAGAAGAUUUUAGUCCCUAAUCAAAUAGAAUAUCACUGGUAUACUGCUGCAUGAAUAGGAAUCAUUAUGUGGGCAGGUAACAGAAGCAAAAUUGGUUAAUCUACACCUUAACUCUGGCUGCUGCAAUUGAAAACUUUGUUUCCAAUAAAUUACUAUAUAUACAUUCUCUGUACCUGAUGUGCAUGAUAAACCUUUUUGGAAAGUAAACAGUUUCUCAACUAAAAAAGUAUUUUCAAUAAUUUUUGAUUCUGUAUUACUACCCAUUUAAAAUUGUUCUCUGUUGAUUAUUGACUAAAUUUUAACUUUUCUGGUUUUACAUCUAUAUCAUUAAAUAUAGUUUUAGUUUAACAUACAUUAAGUAGUAGGAAAGUAUAGAUUAUACACUUGUUUUGCAUAUUGUUUCAAUGAUGUUCAUAGCAAUAAAUUAUUAGUAUGAGAAAGUAAUGCAAAGGAAGUACAUUAUUAGAUUUCAAGAAGAUGCAUCAGUAAAAAUUGAUCACAUUAUGUGAACGUGUCCUAGAAGAAUGAUUCUAGAUUUCAUAGGAAAGAAUACCUUUACAAUUAGCUUUAAUCAGCAAGGGCAAAAAAUGCAAAACAUCUUUGUGACAUUUUAAUUGAUAUAAAAUGCCAAUAAGUGGCCUGAAUUUCAGACAUACAGUACCUUAGAAAUAUAAUAAUUCAUAGCAAAUCACAACUACCUAUGGUUGCCAAGUAAUUGUGUAAGAAGAGUCUUAAAGGCUCUUUAUGACCCAGGAAGUUGAUGGUAAAACUAAAAUUUAAUAUCCCUUCUGUUUCAGGUUUUACCUCUUUUUAAUUUGCCAGGUUAAAGAAUUCACAAGUCUUUUAUUUCCCCCCCUCUCUUUCAGUCUUACUCAGGGAAAGCCAGUGAAAGGGAAUAUAAAACCACUAAUCUACAGCUAAAGGUUAAAAAAAUAUGGUUGCUUUAACAUUUAAACUGUUGAACUUGUACUAGUUUCAUCUAGAGUCUAAAAUAUGAUAGCAAAUAAAUUGAAUAGUGGUAUUUUUAAGCAGUAUAUUUGUGAAUAAUGCUGUUUGGGAUUAAUUUCAAUGUUUCUUCCCAGAAUAAAUUUUAAAAUUUCAUGCAAUGAUGCAGUCUCAUAUUGCCAGUAAAAAUAUUUCUAAUGUUAUUGGUCUACCUGAAAUCUAGCAGUUUUCUUCCUGAAUGGAGAAAGAAAAGAGAGGAACAUGAGUUAGGGAGAGAAAAAGACUUGAAUAAAAUCCAAGUAUCUUCAUACCAAAUGUAUCAGGGUUCAUGCAUAGUUUGUAAUUAGUAGAGAAUUUCACACUACCUGGCAUAAAUUUGAUUACAUCUCUAGACUGUAACUUUUCUGAUUGAGUAUGCUUCUUUUUUAUCCAUGUAAUAUGUUGCCUUUAAAAAAAAAAAACACUACUACAAUAAUGUGUGAGGUGGUCAAUCCCUACGACAUCAAAGAAAGACCACAUGAUCUUACCCUUC